AUGGAAAUGGGACGUUGUUGGAAUGCCAACGCCACCCUGCUGCUCAGCUUCCCUCAGCCUUUCCUGAAUACCCAUCUGCAGAGGGAGGAAGGGAAGGAGGAAGGUGGUAAAAAUAGAGAGAGGUACCAGGGAGGGGGAGAGAGAGCCUAUUCUCAUUGACGAAAGUUGAAGAGGCACCGCAACGAGAUUUUAAUUGACAUAAUAUGUACAUAAACUUUUCAAUUUACAUCACAUCUUUGUCGUUGUGGCUGGCAACGUGACAUUCUUGCUCUGCAUCUCCAAUUUACGGUAAACAUCACAGUAGCCACUAGGCAGUAAACAAGUGUUACGGAGUUAAGAAUGUGCGGUAAACUCACUCCAGCGCUAGCUUGAAAUAUUGCGGAUGGAGCCAUCCAAUCAGUACCUUUUAGGUGUCUCAAACUGUUGGUACGUUGUCGAAGGCGAUCACUGGUUCGAGCCCAGUAUGGGGCAAUCGGACAGUGGAGGAAGUUAAGCACAUUGACCCGCGCUACACAUGCAAACCUUUCAUCUAAAACAUAACACUAUUACACUCUUGAAUAAUGGAACCAAACCAUAAUACACUCUUGAAUAAUGCAACAAUUCACAACCAUGUGCAAACAAUUAAAGGGUUUAUUUCUUGUUUGUACAUGCAUUAAAUUAGCUUGCACAGCUGGCUCCUAGCUAGUAACGUUUGCAUAUCAAACAUGAAUAUUGUACUCUCUCAUACGAAUAUAAAGGUACUGUAACUAUCAUACAGUGUCGUUCAUAGUAUAAUAGCUACAGAGCUUGCUAUGUAGCAAACUAAACUAAAUUAUUUCUGCAUUCUCCUUAGCUACAUCAUAAAAGCUGCGUUAGGUAGUUAGCGGAAUGCUGACGUUAGCCAUAGCUCUUAGGCCUACAUUACAAUUUAAGUGUAUUACAUGAAAGGUUCACCCAUUUUGAAUGUUAUAUUGUUUUUGUGCAUCUCUGAGUGAUGUUCUAUUGAUUCCCUUGGUAAUUUCGUGUUUUCAUGUGUAUCUGAGUUAUUGGCGUUCAAGCAGGCAGAAAUCAGGCCGGGAUGACCUAGCACUGAGAUAAAGUCGCUGUCACUACACUGGAAAUUAAUAGGAAUAAGACUUUCAGAUUGCGAAAACGUCUAUCAUACAUGUCAGAUUUCAAUACUGGCCGAUGUCAUAACUCGGGAGGAUGUCUUCUCUCCAAUGAGCCAUUGAUCAUAUUUUUGCGAUAUUUGUACCUCGAGAAAUGUGUAAUUUAAUGGAGGGUCUAGCACAUUUUUCCUAUUUGUCUGCCUCUUUAAUCCAGGUGUUUGCAUUGUGCCGUUGCCAGAGAUAUUACAGAAAGGAGAUAAGAAUCCAAUGAAUGAAGGUAGGUAUAACGCCCGACCUGUCGACUAUCGACCAAUCACGUUCAUGCAGCGUCACGCGGUUGUUAAACUAAUCUCGAAAGUACGUAAUUUAAUGAUUCCAAAACUAUACGAUAUUACAGAUAGCAAAUUCAUUAUCUCACAUCUCAGAAAAGAUGUUGACUAAAUUCAUGCUAAUGUUGGGUUUUUGAGCUAGCGCCCAAUCGUCCAGAAUGCAACGCUCGGCCCAUGGCGUAGCAUGGCGAAUGUUAGACUCCACUCUGUGAGGCACAUCGAUCUGCAGGUUGAACAUGGUGAGAUUGUAGACUCCUAAUUUGAUAGUGCAGUUUGUUUAGGCGAUUUUACAGCUAACUACCUACUUUAUAUGCUGAUAUUGUCUUUGAUAUUGUGUGUAGCUACAUUUGCUAGCUAGCUAGCCAACCUUAUUAUAAAACAUUAGUGUUAUUUAAUACUGUAAAUUAAAGGCAUGAGUGGUUUUGGGUGGAUUUUUCCUUUAAGUUACCUUACAAACCAGGCUUCAUUAUAUAAAUAUCAUGGAAGUCAUUAUAUGAGGUAAAAAACAUAUUGCGACUGAAAACGUUGAUAAUUCCCAGGGGACUUGAUGAACUUCAUAAUUGCAUAGCUAGCUAGAUCUUAUAUUGCCUGGAUGGUGGCUCAGUGCAGCACAUUUAGAUUCUUAUACAGCGACAAUUUCAGAAAGUAACAGGCAGUUACUGCAAUUUCGGGUGAAUACUCAAUAAAACAAGUCUUAAAUAUUAUGAACACGUCUAUACAUUUCAGUUGUUUAAAAAACAUUACUGUGCUAUUGCUAUUUUUACUGUAGUAGUGUUGGGCUCAACGAGACAAUUAUGUUUACACUGCCCUACUUGGAGGGGGGCAAGUGUCGUGCACAACCUCAGGAGGUAGAGGUCGAGACAUGGCAAGUUUACAUUGCAGUAAUAAGUCCAUUCACAGGAUUUAGUUUGAUACCUCUCAAGAAUCUCCUUCAACUUUCAUCAAUGAAAAAGGACCAAAGAGAUAGGUACCAAGAGAGGGUGCUGGGAAAGAUAGAGAGAGGGGCAUACUCUAAGCCAGUUCAGUGUCAGGUUUAAUAUGAAAAUAUUUAAUUUGCAUCUCAAUGUAUUUCCUUCCAUGAUUUCAGCCUUUCAGCUCUUGGCUCUGUAUCCUCAAAUAUUCAGGAAGCACUCUCAUCAACCUCAGCUUGCUGCAUUGGCACAAUAAACAAUAUUCUGCCUAGCAUUAUAUGGUGGACCACCAACAACCUACUGAAGUCGCAGAGAAAACGUUUUUGUAAUGUGGGCACAUAGAGGAUUUCAGUACCUCUAUUGAGUACCAGUUCAUGCAAUGUGAUUUCCCUCAUAGCCUCAUGUGGGUUGUUGUGUUUGUUGAUUCAUGUUGUAUGUUGAUUAUGGAGAUGAGAUGAUAUCAUCUUCUCGGUAUGCCACCAUGGCACCAAGGAAUCACUGGGCCUUGUCCUCCAUGCUAGAUGGAGCUGUCAAGCAACCCAUUUUCCCAACAUUAUUUUCUGGGGACACCUCAGAGUAUCCAUAGCAACAUGCAUCAAUUGAGCCAUUGACCCAUUUAGAAUCAAAAUAGUUUUCUGAAGGACUCUCUGGAGCAUGUGAAAAUGUGAACUGGGUUUUCUGAAGGACUCUGGAGCAUAUGAAAACUGUGAACUGGGCCAAUCAAUGGUCCUGUGAAUGGGCUAGCCGUACACGCACACACGUGAUUCUGCGAAGCACAUAGUGUUACAGUGGUACCCCCUACAGAGUCUGUAUCACGGUCUGUUUAGAAAGAGUAUCACAGCCAAUAAAAGCAGCUGUUAAUUGCAAAAAUGUCUGUCAAUAGACCUUGGACUGUGUGUGUGUGUGAUCUCAUGAUCAUGAGAGAGGAUGUUUUCCAUGGAAUAUAUUAUUGAACUGAAUAACUAGAAUUGUUCUGAACAGCUUAUGAGGAGUAUGCCUGUAUGAUCCAGGUCAUCACCAUGGGUACCAGAAAGCACAUGGUCAUAGCAGUGGAAUCAGCCAGCCGUUCUGCCCCUCCAGACAGUUUGGCUGGGGUUUGGAGGAUCAAUCGAAUCUGAUGGCAGAAGUCCCAGCAUGUCCUAAUAUGGUCGGGUACUAGACCGCUAAACUCCAUUAAAUGCUUUUUGAUCUCAUGGUAAACAACGAUGAGUCAUCAUGCCUUGUCAGCUGAGAACUAGAACACUUGAACAGAGACAUGCUUGCUCUGUCAUUUACUUUAUUUAGGGCAAGAUGACACUUGAAUGUGUUAUAUGAGAGCAACACAUUUCCUAUUGUUAGCUACAAGGGAACUUAGAAACGACAACAUUAAAAAAAACAUUUUAGUAUCCAGAGCGACUUUCAUACAUUUGUCAUACUGAUCCCCCAUGGGAAUCGAACCCACAACCUUGGCGUUGCAAGUGCCAUGCUCUAACAACUGAGCUACACAGGACCAACUAUAUGUGAAAAAGCGGUGCUCUCAGAUUGCAAUAAGAGUUAAUUGUAGAACUUGUACGGUGGUCCACAAGUUUAGCCUCCAACUUUUAAUCAAAACCAAACAAUACUUUUGUGCAUUCACUGCAAAUUAUCCAGUAGAUUUCUGAUUUAGUUUGAAUAAUUUAAUCAUUCUAUUUCCUAUCUCUCCACAGAGGUGCUCAUCAGAGUCCAGGUGUUUGACAACAGUGACCUUUCACCUCUGGCAGAGGCUGCAGUGGAGGUUUAUGGGAACCAGUCUACCUUGGCAUCCAGCAAGGCGGGCAAAGAUGGCGUCGUCAUGGUCACCUUCCUGUACCACCCUGGCACCUGGGUCAUUGUCACGGCAACCAAACAGGGCUUUGUCACUAACUCUGCCCCCUGGCAUGCCAGCCGCAUCCCCUGUGAGUAUAGUGUUUCAUCCCUAACAUGUCACUCUUUCACCUCAGGAAUGAAAAUAAUGUUGUGUUGUUGUGGUUUACCACCAUUCCAUCAGUCUUAUUCAUACUACUUUGUGUGAUCACUUUAUGAGAACUUAAUCCUCACAAAGCUAUAUUUUGAAUACUGAUGGCUAAACUAUGCAAGUAAUGGAAGAAUUACAAGAAUAAUUACCAGAAUCCUUUGGGACAUUUGAUGGAAUCAGAGGCCAUGAUGCCAUCAUAAAGGAAUGUCCAACAAGCCGUCUCUGCCGAUCUAUCCUCUGUGGGGUGUGGACAGUCCUACCCAGUUGUUGUUUAACCACACAUCCCCCACCAUAUUUCACCUUCUUUGCCUCCUCCUCUCUGGGUCCACUGCCAGGGUGUUACCCCUGCGUCGGCACACCCCAGAUGACUCCCACCAUCUGCAGCAUCUCUGUCUCCACCCGCCCACCCCAUCUCACCCAGUUGUUGCUGUAGUGAUAUCCCACCCUCGGAGCUGCAAAUUCAGCCGUAAGGGAAAGAGCUGUCCUGUCGGCACUAGCAGCUGGAAGCCACUUAGCUGUUAGUGCUGGUCUACUUUUAGCAUCAGGGCCAAAAAGUGACAGGAGCCUGGGCCUGUAUGAACUGUAUGUUGUCCUCCACUAUCCACCCUUAAGAGUUAACCAACCCCAUGGCUGCAUCAUGGGCCCUGGUCAAAAGUAGUGUACUACAUAGGGAAUAGGGUGCCAUUUGGGAGGCUGACCAUGGCUGUGGUGUUUUUUAUAGCAUCUCUUCUCUGACCUGGCAUUGGUCCUUGAGGGUGAAAUUGCAUGGAUGCCAAUGCCAUCAUGCAAUGGAUAGGGUUGUGACAAUUUUUUAAUAACCGUGCAAUCGACGAUUAUGGAUGAAGUCCGUCAUGAAAAUAAAAUAACCGUCAUAACUGUUUUAAUGUUAAAAAAAAUAUAUAUUGGCUGCUAGAUGUAAACCAGGAUUACUUUUACUUUGCUGCUUUUGGGUAAAGUUUGUCGACUUUAAAUACAUUUUAUAUUCAAGUCGACAAACUUUACCCAAAAGCAGCAAAGUAAAAGUAAUCCUGGUUUACAUCUAGCAGCUAAUAUAAGGACAAAGGAGAGGAAGAAAAACUAGCUAGUUUUAGAAUUUUGUGUUGUGGAACAAACAGCUAACUGAAGACGGGACGGCCAGGCAAUGAAAAAGAUGACACGUGCGGUAGGGUUGGGGGUAUCCAGAUUUUCAUACAUCAUACGUUUCUGUACCUUAUCGGGGUGUACGUCCUCUGCCUCCGAUGUAAACAAACAACAAAGGGCACUCUAUACCAGGCGGUGUCAGAGGAAGGCCCUCAAAAUUGUCAAAGACUCCAGUCACCCUAGUCAUAGACUGUUCUCUCUGCUACCGCACGGCAAGCGGUACCGGAGUGCCAAGUCUAGGUCCAAAAGACUUCUCAACAGCUUCUACCCCCAAGCCAUAAGACUCCUGAACAGCUAAUCAUGGCUACCCGGACUAUUUGCACUGCCCCCCCACCCCAUCCCUUUUACGCUGCUGCUACUCUGUUAAGUAUUUAUGCAUAGUCACUUUAACUCUACCCACAUGUACAUAUUACCUCAACUAGCCGGUGCCCCCGCACAUUGACUAUGCAACGGUACCCCCCUGUAUAUAUAGCCUCCCUACUGUCACUUUAUUCUAUUGUAUAUAUAGCCUCCCUACUGUCACUUUAUUUUUUACUUCUGCUCUUUUUUUCUCAACACUUUUUUGUUGUUGUUUUAUUCUUACUUUUUUGUUUAAAAUAAAUGCACUGUUGGUUAAGGGCUGUAAGUAAGCAUUUCACUGUAAUGUCUGCACCUGUUGUAUUCGGCGCAUGUGACCAAUAAAAUUUGAUUUGAUUUGAUUUGACUCCGUUUUUGAACAUACCCGAACCAAGGUGCAUUUGGUGGCAGCAAGCAUUGUAGACUAAGUUAAAGAGGGUACCCAGGUUAUAGUUAACACUCAAAAUCAGAAAAAAUAAUAGACACUACAGCCAGAGUCUUCCGAACAGCCUUACAAGGAGUCUAAACGUCGUGGCUUUGAGCAAGAAAUUGACUGUCGGGAGUUAAAUGGACUUGACAUGGGGAGAGUCAUUGUGGGAGAUUUUGAAAGCUAAGGUAGGAACAUAUUUUUCCUUUACAAACUUGUUCUGUACUGUGAACUUAAUCUGAGUAUGUGCUUCAUAUUAUCACAUAGGCAGGAGGCCUACGUAUUCUCAAAUGUGUGUUCUGCUGUAGCCUACAUUGAUUUAUUUUAUUUUAAGUCAUAUUCCAAUAUUGUGAUAUUUGUUCUACCGCUACAUUGAUGUCUUGAAAAUUAGGCUAUAAGAAAUUUGGACUUGUGUAAGCCCCACAGCUAUACUCGAGUAUGUGGGGUGUUCUGCAGUGACGUCUAAAAUGCUAUGAAUUAAUCAGCACCUUGGAGAGCGCUGUCCAUUUCUCCACAAUAGAUAGUAGGCUACUUGGCUGUUUAGUCUGCCUGCUGCCCUGCUACGUUGUGUUUGUCACUUCUUUUCUCUUACGGUACCUCAGAGCCCCCCGGAUAACGCCCCCUCUCGCGCUCACUAUGUGUUCCGGGACCUCCCGAUUUACAAAUUAAGCAGUGUGCAUUGUAAGGGCACCCCAACCUCUGAUCCCAGGGUUGGGGUCAAUUACAUUAUGAAUUCAGUUAAUUCAGGAAGUAAAGUUUCAUUCCAUUUCAGUUAGUAUUGGAAUAGAAAGUUGGCAUUGGAAUGUAAGUUUCCUUACUGAAUUGAAACAGAAUAGUCCCUAACCGUGUUUGAUCCCUUCACUGAUCUGGCUCCAUGCCUUAGACUGUGGUGGGAAUAUUUCCUGUGGUUUCCAUCGUCGUAAUUCAUCCCUCAUACCGUUUGAGUUGAUAAUGUUCUGAAAGCAUCUGUUGUCACUCGAACAGCCAGGUGGAUUGAUCCAGCACACAUUCCUUGUUGAUAGUCUCACUGAGGCCUCCAAGCUUUUAAAAGGCCAAUAAGCUUUUAACUGCCAUUCAUUUGCGGGCAGAGAGCUGCUUCAGAAGUGAUGGAACAUUACUGUAGCUCUUUCCUCCAUUAUUCCAACCGCAGCACCUUUUUGAUCCAAUGCUUUUUUACCUGCACUCUCUGAUACUGUAGCCUACAUUCAAUGACAUACAGUACCAGUCAAAAGUUUGGACACACCUACUAAUUCAAGGGUUUUAAUUUUUUAAAACUAUUUUCUACAUUGUAGAAUAAUAAUGAAGACAUCAUAACUAUGAAAUAACACAUAUGGAAUCAUGUAGUAACCAAAAAAGUGUUAAACAAAUCAAAAUAUAUUUUAGAUUUUUAGAUUCUUCAAAGUAGCCACCCUUUGCCUUGAUGACUGCUUUGCACACUCUUGGCAUUCUCUCAACCAGCUUCAUGUGGUAGUCACAUGGAAUGCUUUUCCAACAGUCUUGAAGGAGUUUCCACAUAUGCUGAGCACUUUUUGGCUGCUUUUCCUUCACUCUGCAGUCCAACUCAUCCCAAACCAUCUCAAUUGGGUUGAGGUCAGGUGAUUGUGGAGGCCAGGUCAUCUGAUGCAGCACUCCAUCACUCUCCUUCUUGGUCAAAUAGCCCUUACACAGCCUGGAGGUGUUUUGGGUCAUUGUCCUGUUGGAAAAACAAAUGAAAGUCCCACUAAGCACAAACCAGGUGAGAUGGCGUAUCGCUGCAGAAUGCUGUGGUAGCCAUGCUGGUUAAGUGUGCCUUGAAUUCUAAACAAAUCACUGACUGUCACCAGCAAAGCACUCCCACACCAUCACACUUCCUCCUCCAUGCUUCACGGUGGGAUCCACACAUGCAGAGAUCAUCUGUUCACCUAAUGUGCAUCUCACAAAGACACGGCGGUUGGAACCAAAAAUCUCUCAUUUGUACUCAUCAGACCAAAGGACAGAUUUCCACCGGUCUACUGUCCAUUGCUCGUGUUUCUUGGCCCAAGCAAGUCUCUUCUUCUUAUUGGUCUCCUUUAGAAGUGGUUUCUUUGCAGCAAUUCGACCAUGAAGGCCUGAUUCACGCAGUCUCCUCUGAACAGUUGAUGUUGAGAUGUGUCUUUUAUUUUAACUGUGAAGCAUUUAUUUGGGCUGCAAUUUCUGAGGCUGGUAACUCUAAUGAACUUGUCCUCUGCAGCAGAGGUAACUCUGGGUCUUCCUUUCCUGUGGCGGUCCUCAUGAAAGCCAGUUUCAUCAUAGCGCUUGAUGGUUUUUGCGACUGCACAUGAAGAAACUUUCAAAGUUCUUGAAAUGUUCCGUAUUGACUGACCUUCAUGUCUUAAAGUAAUGAUGGACUGUCGUUUCUCUUUGCUUAUUUGAGCUGUUCUUGCCAUAAUAUGGACUUGGUCUUUUACCAAAUAGGGAUAUCUUCUCUAUAACAACCUUACCUUGUCACAACACAACUGAUUGGCUCAAAUGCAUUAAGAUGGAAAGAAAUUCCACAAAUUAACUUAACAAGGCACACCUGUUAAUUGAAAUGCAUUCCAGGGAAUAUCUCAUGAAGCUAGUUGAGAGAAUGCCAAGAGUGUGCAAAGCUAUCAUCAAUGCAAAGGGUGGCUACUUUGAAGCAUCUCAAAUAUAAAAUAUAUUUUGAUUUGUUUAACACUUUUUUUGGUUACAACAUGAUUCCAAAUGUGUUAUUUCAUAGUUUUGAUGUCUUCACUAUUAUUCUACAAUGUAGAAAAUAGUCAAAAUAAAGAAAAACCUUGAAUGAGUAGGUGUGUCCAAACCUUUGACUGGCACUGUUUGUUCAUAAUGAUUGAAUGAGGAACAAUGUUCAUCCAAGUGGUAAACCUCUUUCUUGUCUUUUUUGUUUUCUUUUUGUGUUUCUCAUUUUCACAAACCCUUUUAAUUGCUCUUCCAUUUCAUAUCUGCAUUUGUUCCCCAGCCAUUGUUGUCUCUGUCAACAAGUUCUCUCCACAGAGCACACACACUGUCAGCAGACUUAGCAUUGUAAGUAUGGGUAUACAGAAAUAGACAAACUCCAAUGUCCCCAAGUUAUCCCCCUGGGCCCUGCCUAUUACCCCAAUUAAGUUUCCAUGGAUUCUGGAAUCACUGAAGUCAUUCUUAAGUGAACUGGAUUGGUUAAAUGAACUUCAUUUGGAAUAUAUUUCAUAAGAUAUUUAUUCUCUAUAGGUCUAUACUAUAAUCCUAUUUAAUUUAAUUACAGUAUAUCCAUAUAUAUUCCUGAGCCAUUUUAAUAAGGCACUGUAUGGAAAUUGGAGAGGGCUGCAGAGUUCUGACAGCAGAACAGAAUCAUGUCUUUGAUGAUUGUGAUAAUGAGAAUCCACUCGGUCUGUUUGCAUUUCACAAACUUUAUAGACACUUAAACCAUUAUGACAUUGCAGAAAUCUGAAGAGCAAUGCUAGCCUGGUCUCAGUUCUGUUUAUAUAGUCAACUCAUAUGGUCGUUAUCAUAGGGUAGGAUUUGGCAAGACUGCACAAACAGAUCUGGGACCAGGCUAGGAGAUAUACAGCUUUGUUGUCCCUAUCACAAUAACUACCAUAUGUGUAUGAACAUAAGUUAAUCAAUAACUAUGUGUAAACUGUUAACGUACUAUAACCAUGACUCAACAAUCUGAGAGAGGAUGUGGGUCAGCCCUGCAUCCUUUGUCCCAUAUGCUUUCAAACCCCAAAACGCCUUCCCCCUUAGAGAGAUGUCUCUUCAACAGUCUCUGUCAGUAGUGUUCUGUUCAUCGCUGACUAUGUUUGCCCCUCUAUUCUACUCUCGUAUUUUAUUAUCGUCGGUCUAAGAGACACAAAUGUCUAUUUUGAAAGCCGCAGUGUCCUACAGCCCGGCUAGGCCGUCCCCUCCAGCCCUUCUAUAAUCUGUGGUUGUCAUGCAAGUCCCAGGGAUGGAUGACUCAUCGCCAUCGCUGAUAUGUUUCAUUGUGCAGCGAGACUGGGUGCUGCUUCGCUCACAGCUCUGAUUGACUCAGCUGAAGUCAGGGGGCAGAACCUGAACUGAUCACAACCUGGAAGGGUGGAUGAUUAAACAGGUGUCUAGGAGGCAUUUUCGCAUUGCUUUCUUAUGUUGACUCUCUUUCCCCUAAUGUGGAUUCUCUCUCUCUCUCUCUCUCUCUCUCUCUCUCUCUCUCUCUCUCUCUCUCUCUCUCUCUUUCCAUCUGUCUUUCCUCCCCAUCCCCUUUACCUUCUCCCCUUCCCAAAUUCACCCUAUCUUUCUCCCUCUGUCACAGUCUUUUCUGGCUCUAGCUCUGGCUCUCUCUCCCCCCAUCUGUGCCUCAGGCCUAAUGCUGUAUAUGAUCUGCUCUGACAAGCAGUCACCUUCCCCUUUCUCUGCUUCCCAUGGUGGAGAAUAUUAAACACUGUGGGAUCUGCCUGUGUGUGUGUGUGUGUGUGUGUGUGUGUGUGUGUGUGUGUGUGUGCGUGUGCGAUCUGUGUGUGUGUCUGUGUGCAUGAGCGAAAGGGGCGAAUGUCACAGUACCAUCUAUGAACCUGGGGUGGCGUAACCUGCCAGUCUCACUCUAACUGUAGUUCUUAGCUCUUGGAAAGCAUCCACCCCCACACAGAGCAUACUUAUACAGCCUAAUAAUUCAAGCUGCAGGGAACGGUGUAAACACUGCAUGCUGCAUCGACUCUCCUUCUAAACCACAGUGACUUCAAUCAAUCACAUUUGAUUGGCCACAUGCACCGAAUACAACAGGUGCAGACAUUGCAGUGAAAUGCUUACUUACAGCCCUUAAACCAACAGUGAAUUUAUUUUUAAUAAAAAAGUAAAAUAAAACAACAACAAAAAAGUGUUGAAAAGUGCAAAUAGUCCGGGUAGCCAUGAUUAGCUGUUCAUGAGUCUUAUGGCUUGGGGGUAGAAGCUGUUGAAAAGUAUUUUGGACCUAGACUUGGCACUCCGGUACCGCUUGCCGUGCGGUAGCAGAGAGAACAGUCAAUGACUAGGGUGGCUGGAGUCUUUGACAAUUUUGAGGGCCUUCCUCUGACACCGCCUGGUAUAGAGGUCCUGGAUGGCAGGAAGCUUGGCCCCAGUGAUGUACUGGGCCGUACGCACUACCCUCUGUAGUGCCUUGCGGUCGGAGGCCAAGCAGUUGCCAUACCAGACGGUGAUGCAACCAGUCAGGAUGCUCUCGAUGGUGCAGCUGUAUAAUUGUUUGAGGAUCUGAGGACCCAUGCCAAAUCUUUUCAGUCUCCUGAGGGGGAAUAGGCUUUGUCGUGCCCUCUUCACGACUGUCUUGGUGUGUUUGGACCAUGAUAGUCCGUUGGUGAUGUGGACACCAAGGAACUUGAAGCUCUCAACCUGUUCCACUACAGCCCCGUCGAUGAGAAUGGGGGCGUGCUCAGUCCUCUUUUUUUCCCCUGUAGUCCACAAUCAUCUCCUUUGUCUUGGUCACGUUGCGGGAGAGGUUGUUAUCCUGGCACCACACGGCCAGGUCUCUGACCUCCUCCCUAUAGGCUGUCUCAUCGUUGUCAGUGAUCAGGCCUACCACUGUUGUGUCGUCGGCAAACUUAAUGAUAGUGUUGGAGUCGUGCCUGGCCAUGCAGUCAUGGGUGAACAGGGAAUACAGGAGGGGACUGAGCACGCACCCCUGAGGGGCCCCCAUGUUGAGGAUCAGUGUGGCAGAUGUGUUGUUACCUACCCUUACCACCUGGGGGCGGCCCGUCAGGAAGUCCAGGAUCCAGUUGCAGAGGGAGGUGUUUAGUCCCAGGAUCCUUGGCUUAGUGAUGAGCUUUGAGGGCACUAUGGUGUUGAAUGCUGAGCUGUAGUCAAUGAAUAGCAUUCUCAUGUUGGUGUUCCUCUUGUCCAGGUGGGAAAGGGCAGUGUGGAGUGCAAUAGAGAUUGCAUCAUCUGUGGAUCUGUUGGGGCGGUAUGCAAAUUGGGGUGGGUCUAGGGUUUCUGGGAUAAUGGUGUUGAUGUGAGCCAUGACCAGCCUUUCAAAGCACUUUAUGGCUACAGACAUCAGUGCUACGGGUCGGUAGUCAUUUAGGCAGGUUAUCUUAGUGUCCUUGGGCACGGAGACUAUGGUGGUCUGCUUGAAACAUGUUGGUAUUACAGACUCAGUCAGGGACAUGUUGAAAAUGUCAGUGAAGACACUUGCCAGUUGGUCAGCACAUGCUUGGAGUAAACGUCCUGGUAAUCCGUCUGGCCCUGCGGCCUUGUGAAUGUUGACCUGCUUAAAAGUCUUACUCACAUCAGCUACAGAGAGCGUGAUCACAUAGUCAUCCGGAACAGCUGGUGCUCUCAUGCAUGCUUCAGUGUUGCUUGCCUCGAAGCGAGCAUAGAAGUGGUUUAGCUCGUCUGGAAGUCUUGUGUCACUGGGCAGCUCGCGGCUGUGCUUCCCUUUGUAGUCUGUAAUAGUUUUCAAGCCCUGCCACAUCCGACGAGCGACAGAGCCGGUGUAGUACGAUUCAAUCUUAGUCCUGUAUUGACUCUUUGCCUGUUUGAUGGUUCGUCGGAGGGCAUAGUGGGAUUUCUUAUAAGCGUCCGGGUUAGAGUCCCGCUCCUUGAACGCGGCAUCUCUAACCUUUAGCUCAGUACGGAUGUGUCCUGUAAUCCAUGGCUUCUGGUUGGGGUAUGUACGUACGGUCACUGUGGGGACGACGUCUUCUAUGCACUUAUUGAUGAAGCCAGUGACUGAUGUGGUGUACUCCUCUUUUUAUGCAUCUCUGUGUGUGGAGUAAAGGUGGUCUAGAGUUUUUUUUCCUCUGGUUGCACAUUUAACAUGCUGGUAGAACGGAUUUAAGUUUCCCUGCAUUAAAGUCCCCAGCCACUAGGAGCGCUGCCUCUGGAUGAGCGUUUUCCUGUUCACUUAUGGCCUUAUACAGCUCAUUCAGUGCAAUCUUAAUGCCAGCAUUGGUUUGUGGUGGUAAAUAGACAGCUAUGAAAAAUAUAGAUGAAAACUCUCUUGGUAAAUAGUGUGGUCUACAGCUUAUCAUAAGAUACUCUACCUCAGGCGAGCAAAACCUCGAGACUUCCUUAGUAUUUGAUUUUGUGCACCAGCUGUUGUUUACAAAUAUACACAGACCGCCAGCCCUUGUCUUACCAGAAUCAGCCAUUCUAUCUUGCCGAUGUAACGUAUAUCCCGCCAGCUGUAUGUUGUCCAUGUCGUCAUUCAGCCACGACUCGGUGAAACAUAAGAUAUUACAGUUUUUAAUGUCCCGUUGGUAGGAUAACCGUAAUCUUAGGUCAUCCAAUUUAUUCUCAAAUGAUUGAAGAUUGGCUAAUAGGAUUGAUGGGAGAGGCAGUUAACUCGCUCGCCGUCGGAUCCUUUCAAGGCACCCCGACCUACGUCCACGAUAUCUCCGUCUCUUCCUCAUGCGAAUGACAGGGAUUUGGGCCUUAUCGGGUGUCUGUAGGAUAUCCUUCGCGGCCGCCUCGUUGAAGAAAAAAUCUUCGUCCGAUACGAGGUGAGUAAUCGCUGUCCUGAUAUCCAGAAGCUCUUUUUGGUUAUAAGAGACGAUGGCAGAAACAUUAUGUACAAAAUAAAUUACAAAUAACGCAGAAAAACACACAUAAUAGUACAAUUUGUUAGAGGGCUGUAAAACGGCAGCCGUCUUCUCUGGCACCAUUUAGUUUCUUCACAUACAGACAUCUGCACACAAAGCUUUCCCUUUAUGGAAUGAUCAGCAUUUAACAUACAAUACACAGUAUAUGUCUUACCAAGCUGUAGAUAUAUUGUGCAUCCAAUAAAAUAAAAUAAAUACUUUUUCUUUUAAUUAUUGUAUUUUAAGCUCUUGCAGAAUGUAUCAAGCAAAUGACAACUGUAUACCAAUUGACUGAUUGAGAUGAGUGUGCACUUGGUUUUACUGUGAGGAUCUGUGCAAUGAAAAAAUUCACAAAAACCUUAAUAAAUGUUAUGUUUUGAGUCCUUGAGUACAUGAUGUCUCUGCUGAAUUAUGCACACAGGCUUAUACCUCAGGGGGUACAUCAGUAGCAGCAGCACCCUGAUUCUUCUCAAUAACAUUAGCGUGCUUAACCCAGACUGAACACUGUACUCAAUGAUGCGUUCUGGGAUCAGUCUGGUUAAACCAGGGUAGAUAGGCACUGGGCACUGCAGCUUACUCCAGCCACCAUGCUAAUGUGUCCUGGAGAGUAGCCAGCACUUUCUACAGCUUCAGAUGGUCCAGAUAGCCCUAGGCUAUACUGGUCAGUGGGUAUAGUCAGAUUCCUAGAGACAGAUGGGGAAAAAAAACAUUCUGGAGUUGAGCCAAGUAAUGAAUGCCAUUCAAUAACCUUACUCUACUUCAGUGGUUCCCAAACUGUGGGGCGCGAGGGCCCCCCAAAACUCGGUCCGGGUUUCAACUUACUCCUGAAUGUUGUGAUAGUAAACUCAGCAAAAAAAAUUGUAAAAAUCAAAAUAACUUCACAGAUCUUCAUUGUAAAAGGUUUAAACACUGUUUCCCAUGCUUGUUCAAUGAACCAUAAACAAUUAAUGAACAUGCACCUGUGGAACGGUCGUUAAGACACUAAUAGCUUACAGACGGUAGGCAAUUAAGGUCACAGUUAUGAAAACUUAGGACACUAACGAGGCCUUUCUACUGACUCUGAAAAACACCAAAAGAAAGAUGCCCAGGGUCCCUGCUCAUCUGCGUGAACGUGCCUUAGGCAUGCUGCUGUACUUAAUGAGGAGGAGAUGCACUGCUGUACUUAAUGCAGCUGGUGGCCACACCAGAUACUGACUGUUGCUUUUGAUUUUGACUCCCCCUUUGUUCAGGGACAUAUUAGUCACAUGUCUGUGGAACUUGUUCAGUUUAUGUCUCAGUUGUUGAAUCUUGUUAUGUUCAUACAAAUAUUUACACAUGUUAAGUUUGCUGAAAAUAAACGCAGUUGACAGUGAGAGGACGUUUCUUUUUUUGCUGAGUUUAGAAUGCACAAGGUGCAAUUUUGAAAUUGGGUAGUGCAUCAGCAGUUUUCCUCACGUCAUGUCAGUCAUUGCAGAGAGCUAUUUGUAACUCAGAAAUGUCCAGAUCAGCUAACCUUUUUUAGCAAGGUUUUUUUAGCCCAUUGCUUUUGUUGUAAUGUUUGAGUCACUCAAAUAUCACAUGAACACACAUAAGACAUGGCAAAAUGGGUAGAAUUGUAGGAAAUGAGCUAUAAAACUGAAAACUGUUCUCUGCACCGCAUGACAAAAUGUAUAGAAUUGCAGGAAAUUAGCUUUAAAACUAGAACCGCUUGAAUGUUGGUGUUUUUAGUUGUUAAACUAAUGAAAAUCUUUUUUUUAUUUUUAUAAAAAUAUAUUUUCAUAAGUUUCACAACUAAAAACGCCAACAUUCAAGUGUUCAAUCAGUUUUUGUUCGUGGAGUGCCUUUGUUGCAAAUAUAACAACAAAAUAAAAAAAAUACCCCAACCACAAACACGCAUGGUCAGCAAGACACACAGUCAAAUUAUGAAAACAUAAGUAUCCUAAACAUCAUUAUAGUGUGCUUUUAUCAAGUUCAUCAAGUGUGCUUGGUAAAUAGUGAAGAUCUGAACAAAAGCAAAAAUGGCAUUAUAAUGAAUAGAAGUAUCUAUAAGACAGCAGUAAAAAAGUAGUCAAUUAUUGUCAGUGCUUGCUGUUCCUUACAAACUUGUUCCAAAUGUCGGAUACCAUGGCGAAUUUGUCUGUUUUCCAGGCGUCACGUUCUAGUUUCUUUGUCAUCAAAAUGGAGGUAACGCAUGAUCUCUCUGAAGCGAUCCCGUGACAUGCUUUCUCCAAAGAAAGGUAUCCCAUACAUUUUGUGUGAUAAUCGGCCCGUAGCAUUGGGUCCCAUGUUUCAUACGCACAAAAAGCUUAUUUCUCUCCAAUUUUGUGCACACAUUUGUUUACAUCCCUGUUAGUGAGCAUUUAUCCUUUGCCAAGAUAAUCCAUCCACCUGACGGGUGUGGCAUAUUAAGAAGCUGAUUAAACAGCAUGAUCAUUACACAGGUGCACCUUGUGCUGGGGACAAUAAAAGGCCACUGUAAAAUGUGCAGUUUUGUCAUACAACACAAUGUCUCAAGUUUUGAGGGAGCAAUUGGCAUGCUGACUGCAGGAAUGUCCGCCAGAGCUGUUGCCAGAGAAUUGAAUGUUCAUUUCUCUACCAUAAGCCGCCUCCAACGUCGUUUUAGAGAAUUUGGCAGUACGUCCAACUGGCCUCACAACUGCAGAUCACGUGUAACCACGCCAGCCCAGGACCUCCAAAUCCAGCUUCUUCACCUGCGAAUCGUCUGAGACCAGCCGCCCGGACAGCUGAUGAAACUGAGUAGUAUAUUUUUUUGUAAUAAAGCUCUUUUGUUGGGAAAAACUCAUUCUGAUUCGCAGGGCCUGGCUCCCCAAUGGGUGGGUCUGGCUCCCAAGUGGGUGGGUCUAUGUCCUCCCAGGCCUACCCAUGGCUGCGACCCUGCUCAGUCAUGGGAAAUCCAUAGAUAGGGCCUAAUGAAUUUAUUUCAAUUGACUGAUUUCCUUAUAUGACCUGUAAUUCAGUAAAAUCGUUGAAGUUGUUGCGUUUAUAUUUUUCUUCAAUAUAGUUUAGGUUCAGUUUCGAGGCAAUUAUCGGGGUGAUUAUCAACUGGGCACGGCACUUUCAAAUGUCGGGAGAAGGAGCUGAGCAAGACCUACUGUCUGGAGAAGGAGGGGCAAUAGGGGAAAACCAUUUAAAAAAAUGACAUGCCCUCUUAAAACUGAUUAUAACUUCAGUUCUGUUUGUGAUAUUAAGAUUCUAACAACAACAGUGUGUUAUGACUUAACAAAUGGCAGAGUAAUAUUUUUUUUAAAUUCAUGACCAGUCCAAAUUACUGCUUUAGUGGUUCUAGUGUUAAAAUGGCAAAAAAAGCCUCCAUCCCAUGGCACAUUUUAUAGAAUGGCAGGAAAUAAGCUUUAAACCUGCAAAAUGUUUUCUCCGCCAACAAGAUGGGUUUGAAUAGUGCUUGUACCCAUAGAAAUAUAUACAUGGUGCGGGAUGUUCCCCAAUGCUGGAAGUGGGGCCUGAGUGAAAACGUUUGGGAACCCAUGCUAUACUUAAUACCUGGCUUAUACCUAAUGCUAAUACCUGACAAGCAGAGACAUGUCCUAGGUUUCACAGAAUAGUGCUGGUUGUUUAGUCUACACCCUCUCGAGAUAUAAUCUAAUACAUGUAACUCUCCUGAUCAGGCAAAGCAUACACCUGUCAGGAGUGUAAAGACAGCACACAUCCUUCCACGCCCCCUGAACACAAAGGCGAAAGGACAGAGAGGCUUGUCAAUGUCAAGAGUGUUUUGAAUCUAUCCUGAUCGCUUUCGCUCUGGGUGGAUUUCAAUGCCUCGUCACAAUCCCUCUUUCAAAAUGAAGCUCAGAUGUCAACGAACAGAGACUGUUAUUGCUUUUUACCUGUCUACUCACCUAGUGGACUCGGGUUGCAGACACACACACACUCCUUUCAGUGUGCCUGUCAGGGAGGGAACUCUUAGGUGGGAUGCACUAGGAUUUCCUCACCACACGUAUAUAGUAUACUCUGUGGACCGCUGAGGAAUGAGGUGGCCUGGUUUCUUUAUAUAACCCCAUGCUGGCCAUGUUGUUUGUCUUGCUGCACAGCUGGAAACACUUUGUGAAGGGAGCAAUCUAGGUCAUGACUGUCUCUUCGUGUUUGAUAAACGUUGUGUUGUUAUGACUUGGGGGCGGGGGGGGGGGGACAAUACAGCAGUCAACAGAGACAGGUGUCUGUCUGAUUGAUGAUUGAUCUGUCAUAACUAACUCUGCUUGUUUUGUUUCUCUCUCUCUCUCUCCCUUUUUUUCUCUCUCUCUCUCUCUCUCUCUCUCUCUCUCUCUCUCUCUCUCUCUCUCUCUCUCUCUCUCUCUCUCUCUCUCUCUCUCUCUCUCUCUCUCUCUUCUCUCUCUCUCAGUGUAUGCGUCAGUCAGCCUGUACCUGCUCCCCCAGCGGCCUGCCACCCUGAUCCUGUAUGAUGACGUAGUCCAGGUUCUGCUGGGAUCCCCAGGUGAGUGUCUACAUACAUACCUACCUGUAACUGCCUGGUCCUGUAUGAUGACGUAGUCCAGGUUCUGCUGGGAUCCCCAGGUGAGUGUCUACAUACAUACCUACCUGGUCCUGUCUGGUCCUGUAUGAUGACGUAGUCCAGGUUCUGCUGGGAUCCCCAGGUGAGUGUCUACAUACAUACCUACCUGUACCUGCCUGGUCCUGGAUGGCUCAGUUGGUAGAGCAUGGCUCUUGCAGCACCGGGAUUGUGGGUUUGUUUCCCGGCCCCCCCCAUACGUGAAAUGUAUUUAUGCAUGCAUGUCUGUAAGUCACUUUGAAUAAAAGCGUCUUCUAAAUGGCAUAUAUAAAAUAUAUACCUAUACCUUCUCCAAACUAUACUUACCGUCCUCUUUUACACAUCUCUCCUCUUCCUCCAAACACAAAUCUCCAUGACAAAAUGUCUGGCUUGUGGCUUUUCAACCCUUCUCCACGUGACCUUAGAUGGACAAAAUCAACAUGCGUGCGAUGGCGCACGCAGACGCACGCGCGUGCCCGGUCUAGUCAGCAUGUAAGUGGCAGAACAAAUGGAGCGUGCUGUCCUCUAGCAAUGCAAGCCUGUCUGUAUUCAAAGCCAAUGACAUCACUAAUACAUCACCUGGCCGCUACACUACAGCAAAAGAGAAACAGGCUUUUAUUGCCAAAUCAGCUAAUCACAUGUCUUAGUAGUGUGCGUGUGCGUGUUCGUGCGUGCGGAUGGUGUGUGUGUGCGCUUCUGGGUGCGUGGGUUCAUGCUUUUGUGUGUGUGUGUUUAUUGCCCGAGCGAUAAUCGAACAGAUCCGAUAAAAUACACUCGUAACUUUCCACGUUGUUGAUAGUGCCAAUAAACCAGCAGCACAGAAGAUAUAGCAUCCAAAUUAAAUUGACCUAGAUACAGCACUCUUAUCUGCCUCAAGGCAUUUCUAGGCAAACCAAACAGGCUAUAAAUGUCUUCCUGAAUUUACGCCUGUUUAGGAAUGGGCUGGGUGUAAAGUGCAUGCUUUGUUAAUCUCUAAGAAAUAAAUUAAAGAAAGACUUAUAGAUUCACCAGUCGUUGUUCCAUAUGAUUUUAAUAAUUGCUUUCACAGCAGCAGGAGCAGUGUGUAUUAUUGUUGUGUUGUUAUAGCCCACAUUAUGGGACGUGAUAAAUUGUGAUAAACGUGAUAGAUAAGUUCCUGUUUAAUGAUACCCUCUGAGUGUGAAAAUCUAAUUCAAGCAUAUUUAUUUUAUAAACCCGUUUUUACAUCAGCAGUUGUCACAAAGUGCUUUACGGAUACCUAGCCUAAAAAGAGCAAGCAAUGCAGAGCCAGAUGCACAGUGGCUAGGAAAACAAUCAUAACCUGCAGUUGGGGGUUUGGGGUGUGUGUUUCGGGGAAUGCUGGGUAAGAAAAUGAUGUUCUAUCUUUAACUCUCUAUUCCUCUUAAAUAUACAGUAUGAGGUGUUAGCAAUAGGCACAGUGUACACCUCCCUGUCUUCUCACCCUCCUUCUUCCUCACUAUAUCAUUCCCUUCGUCUCUGUCAGUUUCUCUGCUUACGCUGCCAGUACAGUGCUGUACGUGGUGCCACAGCCAAGUGAAUUAAAUAUAUAAUCAUGGCGUCAUCCCUCAACGUCCCAUCACCUGUCCAGUCCAAUGAGUGAGCCAGAAUGAUGUAAUCCACUCCAACCAAGGCCCCUUAGGAAAUCUGUACAUGUGACAUGCUCACACUUUCUCUGUAGCUCUUGCUCUCUCAAUUUCUCUCUCUUCCUUUCUCUCUCGCUCUCUCUCUCUGACACACACAUCACACAUUCUCUUUACCAGUGGUGGGAAAAGUACCCAAUUGUCGUACUUGAGUAAAAGUAAAGAUACCUUAAUAGAAAAUGACUCAAGUAAAAGUGAAAGUCACCCAGUAAAGUACUACUUGAGUAAGUAUUUGGUUUUAAAUAUACUUAACUAUCAAAAGUAAAUGUAAUUGCAAAAAUGUACUUAAGUAUCAAAAGUUAAAGUACAAGUAUAAAUCAUUUCAAAUUGCUUAUAUUAAGCAAACCAGAUGGCAAAAUUGUCUUGUUUUUAUAAUUUACGGAUAGCCAGGGGCACACUACAACAUGCAGACAUCAUUUACAAACAAAGCAUUUGUGUUUAGUGAGUCCUCCAGAUCAGAGGCAGUAGGAUGACCAGGGAUGUUCUCUUGAUAAGUGCGUGAAUUGGACCAUUUUCCUAUCCUGCUAAGCAUUCAAAAAGUUAAAAGUACAUUAUUUUCUUUAGGAAUGUAGUGGAGUAAAAGUAAAAGUUGUCAAAAAUAUAAAUAGUAAGUACAGAUACCCCCAAAAAUACACCACUGCUCUUUUCUGUCUAUCAACUGAAUCUCCAUACCUCCUCCCUCUCUCUCUCUCUCUCUCUCUCUCUCUCUCUCUCUCUCUCUCUCUCUCUCUCUCUCUCUCUUCUCUCUCUCUCUCUCUCUCUCUCUCUCUCUCUCUCUCUCUCAUCUCUCUCUCCUCUCUCCCCCCCCCCCCCCCCUCUCUGAACUGUCAAGCCCAGGGCCCCAGAUGCAGCGGUUUUCCCAUAUCUCCUUAACGAUCCCAGAAUCUGGGACUGAUGUGACUGUAUGUGUGCGUGACAGGAUGAGAGGCAUUUAUUGUGACUGCAGCGCAUUGAUUAAUUAUGCCCCAGACAGGUUUCUCUCUUCCUCUGCUCUUCCCUCUGUCAAGAGGUUCUUUCAUGCUGUAAUUGCUUACAUAUUACUCCACCCCCAUGUAGUGUUUUAGUGUUGCCGAUUUAUAUGGCAAGGAGAUGCUUCCUUUACUUGUUCAAUUGAUUUGGGUCUACCUUAGGUAGUUGUAUGUACAACUGUUGUACAAACUUACCCCACCAGACAUGCCACCAGAGGUCUUUUCACAGUCCCCAAAUUCAGAACAAAUUCAAGAAAGCGUACAGUAUUAUAUAGAGACAUUAUUGCAUGGAACUCCCUGCUAUCUCAUAUUGCUCAAAUGAACAACAAACCUGGUAAAAAACAACAACUGAUAAAGCAACACCUCAUGGCACAACGCCUAAAAAAAGUGUUGAGAAAAACAACAAAAAAAGUGUUGAGAAAAAAAGAGCAGAAGUAAAAUAAAUUAACAGUAGGGAGGCUAUAUACACGGGGGUACCGGUGCUUAGUCAAUGUGCGGGGGCACCGGCUAGUUGAGGUAAUAUGUGGGUAGAGUUAAAGUGACUAUGCAUAAAUAAUAAACAGAGUAGCAGCAGCGUAAAAAGAUGGGGUGGGGGGGGGGGGGGGGGGGGGGCAGUGCAAAUAGUCCGGGUAGCCAUGAUUAGCUGUUCAGGAGUCUUAUGGCUUGGGGGUAGAAGCUGUUGAGAAGCCUUUUGGACCUAGACUUGGCGCUCCGGUACCGCUUGCCGUGCGGUAGCGGAGAGAACAGUCUAUGACUAGGGUGGCUGGAGUCUUUUACAAUUUUGAGGGCCUUCCUCUGACACCGCCUGGUAUAGAGGUCCUGGAUGGCAGGAAGCUUGUCCCCAGUGAUGUACUGGGCCGUACGCACUACCCUCUGUAGUGCCUUGUGGUUGGAGGCCGAGCAGUUGCCAUACCAGGCGGUGAUGCACCCAGUCAGGAUGCUCUUGAUGGUGCAGCUGUAUAACUUUUUGAGGAUCUGAGGACCCAUGCAAAAUCUUUUCAGUCUCCUGAGGGUGAAUAGGCUUUGUCGUGCCCUCUUCACGACUGUCUUGGUGUGUUUGGACCAUGAUAGUUUGUUGGUGAUGUGGACACCAAGGAACUUGAAGCUCUCAACCUGUUCCACUACAGCCCCCCGUCGAUGAGAAUGGGGGCGUGCUCAGUCCUCUUUUUUUUCCUGUAGUCCACAAUCAUCUCCUUUUGUCUUGGUCACGUUGAGGGAGAGGUUGUUAUCCUGGCACCACACGGCCAGGUCUCUGACCUCCUCCCUAUAGGCUGUCUCAUCGUUGUCAGUGAUCAGGCCUACCACUGUUGUGUUGUCGGCAAACUUAAUGAUGGUGUUGGAGUCGUGCCUGGCCAUGCAGUCAUGGGUGAACAGGGAAUACAGGAGGGGACUGAGCACGCACCCCUGAGGGGCCCCCGUGUUGAGGAUCAGUGUGGCAGAUGUGUUGUUACCUACCCUUACCACCUGGGGGCGGCCCGUCAGGAAGUCCAGAAUCCAUUUGCAGAGGGAGGUGUUUAGUCCCAGGAUCCUUGGUUUAGUGAUGAGCUUUGAGGGCACUAUGGUGUUGAAUGCUGAGCUGUAGUCAAUGAAUAGCAUUCUCAUGUAGGUGUUCCUCUUGUCCAGGUGGGAAAGGGCAGUGUGGAGUGCAAUAGAGAGUGCAUCAUCUGUGGAUCUGUUGGGGCGGUAUGCAAAUUGGGGUGGGUCUAGGGUUUCUGGGAUAAUGGUGUUGAUGUGAGCCAUGACCAGCCUUUCAAAGCACUUUAUGGCUACAGACAUCAGUGCUACGGGUCGGUAGUCAUUUAGGCAGGUUAUCUUAGUGUCCUUGGGCACGGAAACUAUGGUGGUCUGCUUGAAACAUGUUGGUAUUACAGACUCAGUCAGGGACAUGUUGAAAAUGUCAGUGAAGACACUUGCCAGUUGGUCAGCACAUGCUCGGAGUACACGUCCUGGUAAUCCGUCUUACUCAUAUCGGCUAUGGAGAGCGUGAUCACAUAGUCAUCCGGGACAGCUGGUGCUCUCAUGCAUGCUUCAGUGUUGCUUGCCUCGAAGCGAGCAUAGAAGUGGUUUAGCUCGUCUGGUAGGCUUGUGUCACUGGGCAGCUCGCGGCUGUGCUUCCCUUUGUAGUCUGUAAUCGUUUUCAAGCCCUGCCACAUCUGACGAGCGUCAGAGCCGGUGUAGUACGAUUCAGUCUUAGUCCUGUAUUGACUCUUUGCCUGUUUGAUGGAUCGUCGGAGGGCAUAGCGGGAUUUCUUAUAAGCGUCCGGGUUAGAGUCCCGCUCCUUGAAAGUGGCAUCUCUACCCUUUAGCUCAGUGCGGAUGUUUCCUGUAAUCCAUGGCUUCUGGUUGGGGUAUGUACGUACAGUCACUGUGGGGACGACGUCAUCGAUGCACUUAUUGAUGAAGCCAGUGACUGAUGUGGUGUACUCCUCAAUGCUAUCUGAAGAAUCCCAGAACAUGUUCCAGUCUGUGCUAGCAAAACAGUCCUGUAGCUUAGCAUCUGUGUCAUCUGACCACCUUUUUAUUAACCGAGUCACUGGUGCUUCCUGCUUUAGUUUUUGCUUAUAAGCAGGAAUCAGGAGGAUAGAGUUAUGGUCAGAUUUGCCAAAUGGAGGGCAAGGGAGAGCUUUGUAUGCAUCUCUGUGUGUGGAGUAAAGGUGGUCUAGAGUUUUUUUUCCUCUGGUUGUACAUUUAACAUGCUGGUAGAAAUUAGGUAGAACUGAUUUAAGUUUCCCUGCAUUAAAGUCCCCGGCCACUAGGAGCGCUGCCUCUGGAUGAGCGUUUUCCUAUUUACUUAUGGCCUUAUACAGCUCAUUGAGUGCAAUCUUAAUGCCAUCAUUGGUUUGUGGUGGUAAAUAGACAGCUAUGAAAAAUAUAGAUGAAAACUCUCUUGGUAAAUAGUGUGGUCUACAGCUUAUCAUAAGAUACUCUACCUCAGGCGAGCAAAACCUCAAGACUUCCUUAGUAUAUGUCUCGUUGGUAGGAUAACCAUAAUCUUAGGUCAGCUAAUUUAUUUUCAAAUGAUUGAACAUUAGCUAAUAGGAUUGAUGGGAGAGGCAGUUUACUCGCUCUUUUUCCUUACAAGGCACCCUGACCUACGUAUGUAUUGAUAUGUAGGCUAUGUCUGCCAUUUUUACAUGUAUGUAGUUCUGUCCUUGAGCUGUUCUUGUCUAUUAAUGUUCUGUAUUAUGUCAUGUUUCAUGUCUUGUGUGGACCCCAGGAAGAGUAGCUGAUGCUUUCGCAAAAGCUAAUGUGGAUCCUAAUAAAAUAUCACAAAUACUUAACCAGCUCCAAUGACUAGCUACCCCUGUGUUCUUAGUUAGUUAGUCAGGUUUGAAUAGUACUUAAUUGAGUCAGGAUGAGAUACAGUUAUACAACUCUUUUAACAUCUAGAGCAUCUGGCAACUUUUAUAGAGGAUGUGGUCAUUUUGCUGACACACACUCUCUCUCACACACACUCUCACACACACACGCACACUCUCUCUCUCACACACACUCUCUCUCUCACACACACACACACACACUCUCUCUCACACACACACACUCUCUCGCACACACUCUCUCUCUCACACACACUCUCCCACUCUCUCUCAAUGCCUCCAGGGUAUUCUCGCUCAGUCGGUUAAGACACACACACGUACUCACACACACUCCCUCUCUCACACACACUCUCUCUCUCACACACACACACUAUCCCACUCUCUCGCGCUCUCUCUCAAUGCCUCCAGGGUAUUCUCGCUCAGUCGGUUAAGCGAGGAGCAGUUUAGCACGUUUUCUCUGCUGUAUCUCUAAGCGGUAGAGACGAGUCUCUCAGGAGGACUAAGCACGGUAGUGUAUCACGACGAGGGCCUUAGUAACAGGGAGAAGAAAGACAGUAGAUCCUUGUGCUGAUGGAUAGGAACUGAUGAGAGGCCAUCUGAAAGUGCAGCGCUCAGUGCUGAGGCUGGUCACCGUGGAGACAACCGGUGGCAGGAAACUAAAGUGUUUUGGAGAGAUGGAGGAGUACCAAUGA
Molecule: messenger RNA, 24841 nt
Organism: Coregonus sp. 'balchen'
Lineage: Eukaryota; Metazoa; Chordata; Actinopteri; Salmoniformes; Salmonidae
Source: the annotation of a GenBank genome assembly